AUGAAGAACAAGUAUGAAAGCUUAUUUGAGCCAGUCAAACUACAAGAUAAUCAAACCCUCUUAAACAGGAUCUACACACAGCUCUACAUCAUAGAGGGAGAGAGUGAAUGGGUGAAUGAAGAACAUGAGGUUUUACACGUUGAGAAAACACCCAGAACACAACACUCACAAGACACUCCAAUCUACUGUAAUGAUAUCUUUAAACCCUCAACUGAACCAGAAUGUGAGAAGAAAGACAAAAUAAAGGUUGUUCUUACCAAAGGCAUUGCUGGAAUUGGAAAAACUGUCUCUGUGCAGAAGUUCAUUCUGGAUUGGGCCGAGGGAAAAGCCAAUCAGGAUGUAGAUUUUAUGUUUGUGCUUCCAUUUCGACAGCUAAACUUGAUUCAAGAUAAUCAGUACAGUCUUCAAAGACUUUUGCUUGACUUUCAUCCUAAACUUCAUGAACUGAACCCAAUGAUUUAUGAUGAGUGCAAAGUUGUGUUCAUCUUUGAUGGUCUGGAUGAAAGCAGAAUUGAACUAAUGUUUUCAGACAAUGAGAAAGUUUCUGAUGUGACUCAGACUUCAUCAGUGGGUGUGUUGAUGUCAAACCUCCUGAAAGGAGAACUGCUUCCCUCUGCUUUUAUCUGGAUCACCUUGAGACCAGCAGCAGCCAAUCAGAUCCCUUUCAAGUACAUUAACCGUGUGACAGAAAUUCAGGGAUUUGAUGAGCCUCAGAAGGAGGAAUAUUUCAGGAAGAGAAUAAGUGAUGAGGAUCAAGCUAGCAGAGUCAUCUCCCAUAUUAGAAAAGCAAGAAGCCUCCACAUCAUGUGCCACAUACCAGUCUUUUGUUGUAUCUCAGCCACUGUUCUUGAAAAAAUUGUAAAACAAGGUACAGAAAUCCCACAAACUCUGACUGAAAUGUACAUCCACUUCCUGCUCAUUCAGACAAGCAUGAUGAAUCAGAAGUAUGAAGAGAGAGAUACAGAGAAACUUAUGCAGUCCAACAAAGAAGUGAUUGUGAAACUUGGUGAACUGGCUUUCAAACAGCUGAUGAAGGGUAAUGUUAUGUUCUAUGAGGAGGACUUGACAGACUGUUGCAUAGACAUCAAUGACGCAGUGUAUUCUGGGAUUUGCACUGAGAUUUUUAAGCAGGAAUCUGUGAUUCAGCACAGGACAUUGUACUACUUCAUACAUCUGAGCUUUCAGGAGUUUCUAGCUGCUUUCUAUGUGUUUUUCUCCCAUUUGAUGAAGAACAUGGAGCCAUUACAGUUGUUUCUGCAUGAAGAAUGUGAACACUAUGAGCAAGAGAGGUCUCAGGGAAAUGCUUUGUGUAAGCUACUAACUUCAGCUGCCAAUAAAACUCUUAAGAGUAAAAAUGGACACCUGGAUCUUUUUCUGCGGUUCCUGCUAGGCAUCUCACUGGAGUCCAAUCAGAGAUUCUUACAGAAUCUACUGACACGCACAGAGAACAGCUCAGAAACCAUCAAAGAAACUGCACAGUACAUUAAAGACACAAUCAAUUGUUAUAAUCUCUCAGCUGAUAGAUCCAUCGGUCUGUUCCUCUGUCUGCUAGAAGUGAAUGAUCAGACUCUGUGCAAAGAGAUUCAGGAGUUUAUAAAAUCAGACCAACACUCAGAGAAGAAACUCUCUCCUGUUCACUGCUCAGCAAUAGCCUACAUGCUUCAGAUGUCAGAGGAGGUGCUGGAUAAGUUUGAGCCAACAAAAUACAACACAUCAUAUGAGGGGAGAUGGAGACUGAUACCAGCUGUAAUGAACUGCAGAAAAGCUCUACUUGCUGGAUGUUGUCUCUCUAAUCAGCACUGUGAAACUGUGUGUUCAGCUCUACAAUCGUCAAACUCCAAACUGAGAGAGCUGGACAUGAGUAACAAUGACCUGCUGGAUUUAGGAGUGAGGCUGCUUUGUUCUGGAUUGAAGAAUUCACACUGUCAACUGAACAUACUGAGAGUUGCUGGAUGUUGUCUCUCUGAUCACAACUGUGAAAGUUUGUCUUCUGCUCUACAAUCAUCAAACUCCCAUCUGAGAGAACUGGACCUAAGUAACAAUGACCUACUGGAUUCAGGAGUCAAGCUACUCUCUACUGGGUUGAGAAAUACACACUGUCAACUGAACAUACUGAGGUCUGUCUUUCACUUUCACUAUAUCUGUAAUCUCACGGAUCUGUGCUGUGAAAGUUUGUCUUCAGCUCUACGGUCAUCAAACUCCUCUCUGAGAGAGCUGGACCUGAGUAACAAUGACCUGCAGGAUUCAGGAGUAAAGCUACUCUCUGCUGGACUGAAGAGUUCAGCGUGUCAACUGAACAUACUGAGAUUGUCUGGCUGUAAGGUGACUGAGGAAGGCUGCUGUUAUGUGUCUUCAGCUCUGAGUUCAAACCCCUCACACCUGAGAGAGCUGGAUCUGAGCUACAAUCACCCAGGAGAAUCAGGAGACAAGCUGCUCUGUGAAACAUUGAACAAUCCAAACUGUGCACUGGACAAUCUCAAUGUGGAUCAUGGAGCAGGACUACAGAAAUAUGCCUGCACUCUCACACUAGAUCCAAACACAGCAAACAGUCAUCUAAUUCUUUCUGAUGAGAACAAAAAUGUGACACAUGUGGAAAAAAGUCAGUUAUACCCUGAUCAUGCAGAGAGAUUUGAUGGAUGGCCUCAAGUUCUCUGUAGAGAGAGUUUGUCGGGACGCUGUUACUGGGAGGCUGAAUGGAGCGGAUAUGCUGUUACAUCAGUUGCAUAUAAAGGAAUCUGCAGAAAAGGAUGGAAUGAAUUCUCUGAAUUUGGAUACAAUAGGAACAACAGAAAUUCUUGGAGUCUGAUCUGCUCUGACACGUUCAUUGCCUGUCAUGAUAAUAAGGAAACUGUCCCAUGCGUCCCUUCAUGCUCUUCUAAGAGAGUAGGAGUGUAUGUGGACUUGUCGGCCGGCACUCUGUCCUUCUACAGUGUCUCUAACACACUCACACACUUACACACAUUCACUUCCACAUUCACUGAGCCCCUUUAUGCUGGAUUUGGGGUUUAUCGUUCAAACUCCUCAGUGGCUCUGUGUGAGAUCGAAAAGUCUCACACACACACCUGA
Molecule: messenger RNA, 3066 nt
Organism: Onychostoma macrolepis
Lineage: Eukaryota; Metazoa; Chordata; Actinopteri; Cypriniformes; Cyprinidae
Product: NACHT, LRR and PYD domains-containing protein 12-like
Molecular function (GO): protein binding
Source: RefSeq, a predicted model, not a curated record